This is a messenger RNA of Gamsiella multidivaricata, 1012 nucleotides long. Its product is annotated as mitochondrial ribosomal protein S25. The transcript is spliced from 2 exons. Bases 122 to 838 code for a protein of 238 amino acids. Gene Ontology annotation, cellular component: mitochondrial small ribosomal subunit. NCBI's taxonomy places the organism in Eukaryota, Fungi, Mortierellomycota, Mortierellomycetes, Mortierellales, Mortierellaceae. The record is from RefSeq and is a predicted model, not a curated record. Gene Ontology annotation, molecular function: structural constituent of ribosome.
AUUCCACCUAAAGGGCCAGGCACUAACUUGCAUCGCAUUCAACCCAGGCCCUGCUUGCACACUCCUCGCUCGCUCCCAUCUCUCCUCCUCAUUCCAUCGACACAUACACACACGCCGAGCCAUGGCCUUCAAAUCACCACCUGCCAAGGUCCACAGCUAUGUCACUAAGCUGUUGAAGGCGAACGUGAUCAAGAACCCCCCCGUGUGGUACCCUGCGACCUCGCUUGCCCCUCCGUCUCCGACAUUCCUCCGCGAGCGUGAUCCCUCCCGUGCCAACAUCAACCCCCAGCUUACAUUUGAGCGCGAGGCUGCCGCCGCCGGCACCGCUUCCUCAGGAACAACAACAACGACAGCGGCAGAAGCAUCAGCACAAAAGACCUUGACCCGUUCCUCAAGGACGAAUAAACACCUCCGCUGGAAGAGCGAACGACCCAAGAAUAUUAUCUAUCCAGAAGACAGGCUCCGUCGACGGUUCUAUGAGGAUCACCCUUGGGAAUUGCGCCGUCCUAGAUGUUUGGUUGAGACCUCGGGAGAUGGCACGCGUCGCGACUGGUCCACGCUUCUGCAGAAGGGUCGGUCGAUCGCUGAUCUGACCGGUGAAGAUGUGGUCCAGCAUCAAUUGUACCUCAUGACCACAGGAAAAUCAGAGCGGGAAGCCUACCAUAUCGCAACUCAGGAGUUUUACUUACACAGGGCUCAGGAGGAGACUGAGGCCCGUGUUGCCAAGGCUCAGGCCAUGGCCUUUGGACUCAAGCCUCGUAGGAGCUUUGUCAUGAACGGAUUGAAGCGCGAGGAGGAGGCUCUGCUUGAGGCUGAGAACAACGCUGCCAAGUUUUAAAAAUGCCAACAGGAUCAUUUAUCCUUAAAGCAAUAGGGAUGGGACGUGGCAUUUGGAAAGGGUAGUUCUGGGUACAAGAGGGACAAAGGUGUCAUCAUGGAUUGGAAUUUUUUUUUCUUUGCAAAACUAGAAAUAAAGCUUGAGCAUCAACAUGGACACUUCUGGUGCAUUGGG